AUGGCUGAGGACAGUGCGAAUAUUCCGUUUAUCUUGUCGGGAAAAUAUUUUGAAAUUAUAAGUCAAGAUAAAGAUGGAAAAUCUGUUGUUGCAAAAUGUAAAAAUUGUCCCCCGCAAAGUAAAAAAGCAGAGUUCAAAGGAGGGCUGUCAUCAACUACCAACUUCCUCAACCAUUUAAAACGAUCUCACAAAGAACUUACUCGCCAGUAUGACGAAGACGUAAAAGAAUGUGUGAAGAAAAAAAGAUGUUUACCAAGAAAGCCGGAUGAUAAAACUCAGCCACAAAUUACCAAAAUUCUCCCAGUCAGCACUCAGAAAGCCCCACCUAAGCACGAAAAGUUAAUUAUCGACUUUAUUGUCAAAGGACUUCACGCCUUUUCGACAGUAGAGGAAGAAGGGUUCCGUAAUUUAGUUCAAGGCUUAAAUUCUGAAGUAAAGCCGAUGUCGCGUCGAACCCUUAUUCGAAGGAUCGACGACAGAUACAAUUUUAUGAGAGCAUCUGUGGUAUCGAGACUUGACGGCAUAAAAUACUUAUGCGUAACAACAGACGCUUGGUCAUGUGAAGGUAAAAAGCGCAGCUAUUUAGGAAUGACGGUUCACUGGAUUACCGAAAAACUUACCCGCCAAUCUGUCGCACUCGCGUGUCGACGAUUUAAAGGAAGUCAUACCUAUGAUAAAAUAGCAGAUAUGAUUUGGAAUAUUUUAGCUGAAUACAAAAUUCCAGUAGAAAUAGUUGUGAAAGCUGUUACCGACGGAGGCUCAAACUUUCUCAAAGCAUUCAAAGAAUUUGCAUACGACCCAGAAGAAAAUUCAACCCAUGAAAAUGAUGGUGACGAAAAUUCAAGUGAUUUGAAUUCCUGCGAAUUUCUAGAUUUGUCAACAAUUUUAGAAACUUCCAAAGAUUCAAAAGAUCAGGCUAUCAAAUUACCACCCCACCAAAGAUGCGCUAGUCAUCAAUUGAACUUAAUAUGUUCAUCGGAUAUGACAAAAAAUACGUCCAGACUUCAACGGUCUACCUUUGGGAAGUGUCAAGGAAUUUGGAACAAAUCCUCGAGAUCCACACAAUCAGCAGAGAAGAUAAAGGAGGUUUGUGGGAUAUCACUGGUCACCCCAGUUGCCACAAGGUGGAAUUCUUUCUACGAUUCCAUUUCAUGUCUUUUGAGAUUUGAAGACAAACUUACGGAAAUCUGUAAAGCAGCUGAUAUUCCCGAACUCAAAGGUACAGAAAUUGAGUUCAUUAAACAGUAUAAGAUGUGCGUCGCACCCAUCGCAAUAGCGUUGGAUCGACUUCAAGGCAAAAAUAAAACUUUCUAUGGGGAAUUACUACCAACAUUGUUAAAUAUUGAGAAACAAUUAUUGAAACAACUAGAAUCCAAGCCAAAUUUGUGCGAAAGUCUUCCUACAUACCUACUUGAUGAAUUCAGAAAGCGGUUUCAAAUGUACUUGGAGUUUUCUGAUGUACAUAAGGACGCCAUACUAGCAUCUAUUUGCCAUCCAUAUUUCAAAUUGCGUUGGAUUCCGCGGGAGAAAAUGAAUGAGACAAAAUUGUUUUUUAUUGAAACACUGUGCAGUGAAACCCCCACUAACACUAUUGUAAAUACUGAAAUCCCUCCAAAAGAUGGCUUGCCAACGAGAAUCCAAGAUGCUAGGAAGGAAAACGCAAUUGAUGACAACUUUUUCCAAUUCGAAGAAUUCGAUGGUCCCAGUGAGGAAGAAAAGUCUCACGAGACUAAAAUAAAAGAAGAAUGUGAGGCAUAUUUUCGUUCUCCUUCCGACAAAAUUGAAAUGCUGCACAAUUUUCCUACUAUAAAAAUGGCUUUUAUGAAGUAUAACACUCCUCUUCCGUCCUCAGCUCCUGACGAAAGGUUGUUCAAUUAUGCUAAAAUGGUAAUGUGUCCGCAACGUCGGGGAAUGACCGACGAAAAUUUUGAAAAAGCGACUUUACUUAAAGUAAAUAUUUAUUAAGCUGGACUGCUGAAUAUCAUUUUUUAUACUAUUGGUCUUGAAUACUAAACUGUAAUAAUUAAAGCAAAAUAAAGUUGAAAAAGUAUCUUAUCUAAUAUAAAAAGUAUCUUAAGAUAUAUAUCUUGUAUCUUGUAUC
Molecule: messenger RNA, 2101 nt
Organism: Folsomia candida
Lineage: Eukaryota; Metazoa; Arthropoda; Collembola; Entomobryomorpha; Isotomidae
Exons: 4
Coding region: 1-1965 (654 amino acids)
Source: RefSeq, a predicted model, not a curated record